Phaedon cochleariae (mustard beetle) is the source of this 1200-nucleotide messenger RNA. The record is from the annotation of a GenBank genome assembly. Lineage: Eukaryota; Metazoa; Arthropoda; Insecta; Coleoptera; Chrysomelidae.
GUGACCCUGUCUCCAUGCCUGUGGCCGGAGUCAUAUUCGGAUUUUGGUUUUGCGUGAUAAAAGGGUGCAAUGAACUCUUGGAGCCCUUGAGCCGAGUCAGAGACGAGAUAAUAUUAGAGAUGGAGAUGAGAUCAUUGUGUUGAACAAGGAUAAAUUCAACUGUCAGUCACUCAGUCAGCAGUCUGUCACCUUUGACACAAAAAGAAAAAAGAAAUUAAAAAAAAUAAAAUGAUUAUCAGAGAAUUUGCUAUUUUGCUGACAUUCGCCGUUUUAAUUCAUGCAUUGCCAAAAGAAGAAACUCACAAGGAGAGGGCUUAUGAAAGGGAAUUAAGUGAACAAGAACACUUUGAAGAUGAGAAGCACAACCCUGAAUAUGAUCAUGAAGCAUUUUUGGGGAAAGAUGAGGCAAAAACAUUUGAUCAGCUUGCUCCAGAAGAAAGUAAAAGGAGAUUAGGGUUAAUAGUUGAUAGAAUUGAUACCAACCAAGAUGGCCUAAUUAAUAGAGAAGAACUAAAAGAUUGGAUUCGUUUCACACAAAAAAGAUACAUUACAGAAGAUGUGGAUAGGCAAUGGAGGACCCAAAAUCCAGAAAAUAAAGAUACUAUCCCAUGGGAGAAUUAUCAAAAAAUGGUUUAUGGUUUUUUGGAUACCAUGGAUCAUGCUGAAGCUGAAAAAGAUAAUGAAGGAGGAUUUUCAUACAAAACCAUGUUGAAGAGAGACAGAAGACGUUGGGCCACAGCAGAUGGUGAUGGAGAUGACCAGCUUACCAAAGAGGAAUUUGCAGCAUUCUUGCACCCUGAAGAAACUGAAUACAUGAGAGAUAUUGUAGUUACUGAAACAAUGGAAGAUAUUGACAAGGAUAAAGAUGGGAAAGUUUCAAUUCUGGAAUAUAUUGGAGACAUGUACAGGAGCGAGGACGGAGAAGAAGAGCCCGACUGGGUGAAGAGCGAACGCGAACAAUUCAACGUGUACCGCGACAAGGACGGCGACGGCUUCAUGGAUCAGGACGAGGUGAGGAAUUGGAUCCUGCCGCAGGACUUCGACCAUGCGGAAGCGGAAGCCCGACAUCUGAUCUACGAGGCAGACUCCGACUCGGACGAGCAGCUGUCCAAAGAGGAGGUGCUGCAGAAGUACGACUUGUUUGUGGGGUCGCAGGCCACGGAUUUCGGAGAGGCUUUGGCAAGGCAUGACGAGUUUUAA